UCUACCGUAGCUUUAUAUAUAUAUAUAUAUAUCACAAUGCAGACCCUCACACCGCACGUAUAUUGGGCACAGCGUCACGGAGACAUCUACCUGCGCGUAGAGCUGAGUGACGCUAAGGUAUGUUACUGAUGCUCUCCGGGACCGACUUGUCUCCAAGCUAGCUGGCUAGGCUAACAAGCUAGCUAGAUAGUAAACAUCACUUCAGCCAGUAAUAAGUGUCUUUGCUUAAGCUCACUGCUGGACAUUGUAAAUUGAAUGCACGUUGCUGACAUGAACAAAUUACAUACAUUACAUUAGCUACAAUGCUCCUUUGAGAAUGGAGUGAUACCAGCCCAUGCUUACACGUUAGCAAGUAUGCUCAUAAAUCUAGCUAGCUAACUUACCACUUUGUUCUAUUAACUAUACCGAGUGAUAACAAAACAAAAGUCUAGCAUGACACUACUACUAGUCAGACAGUACCAUACAUAUCGUUUCCUGAGAUCCUGAUCCACUAUUCCACAGUCCAAAAUCACGUCGUUGUCGAGAGAAGGCUGGUUCUCGACGAGGCUAGACGACGCUAGCUAGCUAGUUACUGUCAUUCAUAUUGAGUUGUAACGUUAGUAGCUAGUGGUGGUGCGUCUACCGAAUGUCAUGCUUCAUAAAAGAUUCAGGAAUUGUCAUGGUGAUCGCUGGAUCCAAUUUGGCCAUUCAGCAGACAUAGUUACUCACUCAAGACGCAUCAUGAUCAACAUUUGUACUCCAGCUACAUAGCAUAGUGUACAUAAUGUCAUCAGAAUAUGUUAGUGAUGCUGUAUGUGUGAGGGAUACACAUCCGUAUCAGCCACUCAGUCACAUAGUUUGAGCUCAACCAAUGUUAGUGGUUUCUAUAUUUAGCCUGGUAGCUGACAGUCGUCUUCCGCUUUUUGAGUUUUUUUUUAUGCAUGACAUUUACUUUCGCGUUUCAGAAUCUUGAUAUCUGCGUGCAAGACAACACCCUGCAAUUCAAAGGUUGGUGUUUGCAUUACAUUGGAACAGAAUGACACAGGCCACAAGCUGAUAUAAUGAGAAUAACUCUAGUCUGUACAUAGUAUUAAACCCAUGUUCCUUUGUUCGACAGCUCAGGGUCACGGAGCUAAAGGAGUCAAUGACUAUGAGUUCAGUCUGGACUUCCUGGAACCAGUAAAACCUGAGGUGUUCUAUUAUUCUGUUAUUUUCUCCUCCAAAAUGUAGUUUCUCAUCACACUCUUCUCAGUCUCAAAGACAAACCUCUCUUAUUGUACUAGAGAUUGUUACUGUUCCCUGCAUGUACUUUAUUGUUAAGUGUAUCUACUACAGGAGGUGGCUCAUAAUAAUGACCGGAAUGGAUCAAAUGGAAUGGCAUCGAACACCAGGAAACCAUGUGUUUGAUGUAUUUGUUACCAUUCCACAUACUCCGCUCCAGUCAUUACCACGAGCCCGUUCUCCCCCAAUUAAAGGUGCCACUAACCUCCUGUGGUGUCUACGGUAAUGAUCACACUCACUGUGUGUUUGUGUCUGUGUGCAUGUCUGUCUGCCAGGUGAGUCACAGGUCGACCCAGCGCCUGGUAAACGUGACAGUGAGGAAGCUAGAGCAACGUUGGUGGGAUAGACUCACUCUGCAGGAGAGGAAACCUCUCUUCCUGGCGCCAGACUUCGACCGCUGGCUCGACGAAUCAGACGCAGAGAUGGAGCUUCAGGCUAAGGUAGUAAUGUCCGGGGUCAGUUUUUGGUAUAACGCUGUGGAACUUUUAGACGUAAUACAAAAGGAUGACAAAUAAUUUUCUAUGAAGUAUAAGGCUUUAUUUGGCUUUUCUAAGUGUGUUAUGACAUUUAUUACACCUGAUGCUCUGUCUGUUUGUUCUCAGGAAGAGGAGAAGAUUAACAAGGUCAGCAUCGAGUCAAGAAUCCGUAAAGACGGUAAGUACCGAGCGGUGCAGCUGUGAACACUGCAGCCCUUGUCUCUAAUCUGAAUAUUUGCGUUUCUUGGUUAAAGAUGCCGUUGGUUUAGACCAGGGAUCAUCAACUAGGUUCAGCCGUGGGACGAUUUUUUUUUGUUGUUGACCAGAUGGUCGGGGAGCCGGAACAUAAGUACAAAUCAUUUGUAGACUGCAAUUUGACCACAAGAAUCCCAAGCAGAUCAUUUAAAUCCUUGCCUAAAUUUGUAUGUCUCUCUAUUAUCAUUUGACAUUUUAGUCAUUUAGCAGACGCUCUUAUCCAGAGCGACUUACAUGAGCAAUUAGGGUUAAGUGCCUUGCUCAAGGGCACAUCGACAGAUUUUUCACCUAGUCGGCUCGUGGGAAUACUUGGUAACAGCUGAUUUCUUGGUGUUUUUACACUAUUUUAUGUACAACAAUGAAAAUGCAACGUAUACUUUUUUUUUUUUUUGCUCAGAAAAGUUUGGGGACCAAAUAAAUCCACCCGCGGGCCACCAAUUGGGGAACCCUGGUUUAGACUGUGCAUCGCCUUUUAGUUUAUACCAACACAAAUACAAGCUACCUUUUUAAGUACUAGAUAUUUGAAAAUGUAAACAUCUGAAAUGUAAUUUCAAAUCAUUUGGUUUUGGUAUAGACAUACAAAACCAAUUGACUGGAGUCUCCUUUUGUAUUUAUUCAAUUUUUGUGUGUUAUUAUUGAAAGCUGUACAAUGUUCUCUCAGCCUACCUGUGUCUAAAGAAGAGCUAUCUGUUCAUGUUCAACCUGGUGUUAUGUGUUUAAAGCUGUAUUAUGUUAAUAUUUAGUUUGUUCUCUCAGCCUACCUGGGUCUAAAGAAGGGCUAUCUGUUCAUGUACAACCUGGUCCAGUUCCUGGGCUUCUCCUGGAUCUUUGUCAACAUGACCGUCCGUCUCUUCAUCCUGGGACAAGGUCAGUGGUCCGGAGCCUGCUGAGGGUCCAGUCUGUUAGUGGCUGUUUGUUGUUGUUGUUGUUGUUUGUUGGUUGGUUGUCAUGUUUGGCUUGAGAGUUGACUACAGAGUUGGCUACAGACACCAAGCAGGUUAAGUGGUCAAUGUUUUCAGGGAUGGAAAAGUGUACCAUCAUAAUAAUUCCUUUUAAACUCAACAGCUGUGGUUGGAUCUAGCUACCUCAGAACUGGUUCUUCAACAUAAAGUAAGAGAGUUAGUAUAGAUGGCUCACAUAACACAAAUAUUUACAUACAUCAUCUUUCUUCCUCUUAUUUAUUUAUUUUUAGCUGAAAGCUGUCUAGUUUCAACUUAUUCUUAUUAAGUUCUGUUUCUGUGAAGUGAUCUGAGUGAGGCAGAUGAACCCACACCACUCAGAACUGACAUCAAACCCAGCAAGCCGAUGUGUUGCUUCCCUAGAAGAAGUAAACGGGCCCUUUAUUCAUAGAUGCGCCCCAUUUGAAUAUGAGAAAAAUAACAUUGACUCUAGUCUGUCGAUGAAUUUGUCUUGCAAAUAGCUUUGGAUACUGAAUAGCCCGGUGGUCCAAUCUGUUUGUGCUUUAGCCAAAUUCAGUUUAUAUGUCCUCACAACAAUUGAAGACUUGACUACAGCAGUGGUCGUCACCCUGGUGUGCUUUGGCCUUUCCACAGGGACACUUGAGGAGUCUUACGAGAACGUAGACCUACUGGUGAAAUACACAUGAAAUGGUACUUGGGGGAGUACUUCAGGCAUAGCUAAAUGUGACUGGGGUAGAGUUACUAAAACGGGUUGAGAACCGCUGGACUUCAGCACAUACAGUAUGGAACCAGGCUACUUUGGAUAUUCAAUGUGUUCUACCUCUCUCUCUCUCUCUCUCUCUCUCUCCCCCUCUCUCUCUCUCUCUCCCCCUCUCUCUCUCUCUCUCUCUCUCUCUCUCUCUCUCUCUCUCUCUCUCUCUCUCUCUCCCCCUCCUGUCAGACUCCUUCUAUGACACGUUCCACACCAUUGCUGACAUGAUGUACUUCUGUCAGAUGAUGGCCGUAGCAGAGGUCAUUAACCCUCUAGUGGGUCUGGUCAAGACUGGGGUCUUCCCAGCUAUGAUCCAGGUAGGGCUCAAUCCAAACACACAGAAAACUCACUUUCAAAAUGGCUUGGGUUUAAAAUAUAACGCAUGCUAAUUUGGGAUACGUUGACUUCUAGUUUGUUUUUUGGUUAGUCAAAGCUAAAGUUGGCAGCAAUGGUUUUUGUAAACCAACCCAAAGCAUAUAUUGUCUCUCCUUGCCCAUAGGAUGCUUUCAGGGUGAGGAUAAGUGAUUUUGUAUUUAGGGUGAAUUAUUCCUUUAAUGUAGUGUGUUUUUGUGUUUUUGACCUGUCCAGGUGGUGGGUAGGAACGUUAUCCUGUUUGUGAUCUUCGGUAGUCUGGAGGAGAUGCAGAACAAAGCAGUGGUCUUCUUCGUCUUCUACCUCUGGAGCACCAUCGAGAUCUUCAGGUGACUACCUCUAUAAUAUAGUCAAAAGAUAGCACCAUCGAGAUCUUCAGGUGACUACCUCUAUAAUAUAGUCAAAAGAGAGCACCAUCGAGAUCUUCAGGUGACUACUCUACCCACAUGUACAUAUUACCUCAACUACCUCAACUAGCCGGUGCCCCCGCACAUUGACUCUGCAACGGUACCCCCCUGUAUAUAUAGCCUCCCUACUGUCACUUUAUUUUACUGUAUAUAUAGCCUCCCUACUGUCACUUUAUUUUACUUCUGCUCUUUUCUUCUCAACACUUUUUUUGUUGUUGUUUUAUUCUUACUUUUUUUGUUUAAAAUAAAUGCACUGUUGGUUAAGGGCUGUAAGUAAGCAUUUCACUGCAAUGUCUGCACCUGUUGUAUUCGGCGCAUGUGACCAAUAAAAUUUGAUUUGAUUUGAUUUGAAAAGAGAGCACCAUCGAGAUCUUCAGGUGACUACCUCUAUAAUAUAGUCAAAAGAGAGCACCAUCGAGAUCUUCAGGUGACUACCUCUAUAAUAUAGUCAAAAGAGAGCACCAUCGAGAUCUUCAGGUGACUACCUCUAUAAUAUAGUCAAAAGAGAGCACCAUAGAGAUCUUCAGGUGACUAUUUCUAUAGUAUAGUCAAUAGAGAGCACCAUAGAGAUCUUCAGGUGACUAUUUCUAUAAUAUAGUCAAAAGAGAGCACCAUAGAGAUCUUCAGGUGACUACCUCUAUAAUAUAGUCAAAAGAGAGCACCAUAGAGAUCUUCAGGUGACUAUUUCUAUAGUAUAGUCAAUAGAGAGCACCAUAGAGAUCUUCAAUAUAGUCAAAAGAGAGCACCAUAGAGAUCUUCAGGUGACUAUUUCUAUAGUAUAGUCAAUAGAGAGCACCAUAGAGAUCUUCAGGUGACUAUUUCUAUAGUAUAGUCAAUAGAGAGCACCAUAGAGAUCUUCAGGUGACUAUUUCUAUAGUAUAGUCAAUAGAGAGCACCAUAGAGAUCUUCAGGUGACUCUACCUCUAUUUUUAUUUAAUUUUUUAUUUUACCUUUAUUUAAGUAGGCAAGUCAGUUAAGAACAAAUUCUUAUUUACAAUGACGGCCUACAUCGGCCAAACCCGGACGACGCUGGGCCAAUUGUGUGCCGCCCUAUGGGACUCCCAAUCACGGCCGGUUGUGAUACAGCCUGGAAUCGAACCAGGGGGUCUCUGUAGUGACGCCUCAAGCACUGAGAUGCAGUGCCUUAGACCGCUGAGAUGCAGUGCCUUAGACCGCUGAGAUGCAGUGCCUUAGACCGCUGAGAUGCAGUGCCUUAGACCGCUGAGAUGCAGUGCCUUAGACCGCUGAGAUGCAGUGCCUUAGACCGCUGAGAUGCAGUGCCCUUAGACCGCUGAGAUGCAGUGAUACGGGGGGACCGCUGAGAUGCAGUGCCUUAGACCGCUGAGAUGCAGUGCCUUAGACCGCUGAGAUGCAGUGCCUUAGACCGCUGAGAUGCAGUGCCUUAGACCGCUGAGAUGCAGUGCCUUAGACCGCUGAGAUGCAGUGCCUUAGACCGCUGAGAUGCAGUGCCUUAGACAGCUGAGAUGCAGUGCCUUAGACCGCUGCUCCACUCGGGAGCCCUAUAUAGUUCACAUACCGGUAACUGCCAAAAUAAAGGAAACACCAGCAUAAAGUUGCUUCAGUGCACCUUGGCAUAGAUUCUACAAGUGUCUGGAACUCUAUUGGAGGGUUCUGAUACCAUUCUUCCAUGAGAAAUUCCAUUAUUUGGUGUUUUGUUAAUGGUGGUGCAAAACACUGUAUCAGGCGCCGCGCCAGAAUCUCCUGUAAGUGUUCAAAUUGGGUUGAGAUCUAGUGACUGAAAUGGCCAUGGCAUAUGGUUUACAUAGUUUUCAUGCAUUUUCCCUAACCUGCUAAGUUAAUUAUCCUAGCCUGCUGCAUAAGUUUUCCUAACCUGCUAUCGAAGUAUCGUGAAAAUAAUGUUUCCCGUUUAAAAAGUGGUUUGGUGUAAGAAAUAUGGUGUAAGGAAAUUGUCAUCCUUUGUAUACUCUGUACUCGGCACCAUUACUGCCAUGAUAUCCGCACCACAUCAGUCACCGAUUUCAUUAAUAAGUGCAUAGACGAUUUCAUCCUCACAGUGACCAUACAUACAUACCCCAACCAGAAGCCAUGGAUUACAGGCAACAUCUGCACUGAGCUAAAGGCUAGAGCUGCCGCUUUCAAGGAGCGGGACACUAAUCCGGAUGCUUAUAAGAAAUCCCACUACGACCUCUGACGAGCCAUCAAACAGGCAAAGCGUCAAUACAGGACUAAGAUCGAAUCCUACUACGCCGGCUCGGAUGUGGCAGGGCUUGCAAACUAUCACGGAUUACAAAGGGAAACCCAGCCGCAAGCUGCCCAGUGACGCGAGCCUACCAGACGAGCUAACUGCCUUCUAUGUUCGCUUUGAGGCAAGCAACACUGAACCAUGCAUGAGAGCACCAGCUGCUCCGGAUGACUGUGUGAUCUCGCUCUCCGUAGCCGAUGUGAGUAAGACCUUUAAACAGGUUAACAUUCACAAAGUCACAGAGCCAGAUGGAUUACCAGGAUGCGUACUCAGAGCAUGCUCUGAUCAGCUGGCAAGUGUCUUCACUGGCAUUUUGUUCUUCUACUUUACUUUACUGACUUUAUUGUUCCCAUGGGGACAUUUUGUUGCAGUGUCAUGUACACGUUUAAAGUGGCGUUUAAUUACAAAACAAACUGACAAUACAACUUUCAUAGCAGUUACAUACCAAUAAAAAGAGACUAGCCUGCUGGCCUUACUGGGUCAAUAGGAACAUUAGCCUGCUGGCCUUACUGGGUCAAUAGGAACAUUAGCCUGCUGGCCUUACUGGGUCGAUAGGAACAUUAGCCUGCUGGCCUUACUGGGUCGAUAGGAACAUUAGCCUGCUGGCCUUACUGGGUCGAUAGGAACAUUAGCCUGCUGGCCUUACUGGGUCGAUAGGAACAUUAGCCUGCUGGCCUUACUGGGUCGAUAGGAACAUUAGCUUGCUGGCCUUACUGGGUCAAUAGGAACAUUAGCUUGCUGGCCUUACUGGGUCGAUAGGAACAUUAGCUUGCUGGCCUUACUGGGUCGAUAGGAACAUUAACCUGCUGGCCUUACUGGGUCGAUAGGAACAUUAGCUUGCUGGCUUUACUGGGUCGAUAGGAACAUUAGCCUGAGCUAUUUAGGAGGGAUAUCACACCUGGCACAAAUUAUUGUCUAGUUCUGUUUUUCCGCCAAGGGGUGCUCUAUACCUGCACCCAGAGGGGAGUAGUUCAAUGUCUGGGUUCAGGGGGUGGCUUGGGUCUGGGUUCAGGGGGUGGCUUGGGUCUGGGUACAGGGGGUGGCUUGGGUCUGGGGACAGGGGGUGGCUUGGGUCUGGCUACAGGGGGUGGCUUGGGUCUGGGGACAGGGGGUGGCUUGGGUCUGGGGACAGGGGGUGGCUUGGGUCUGGGGACAGGGGGUGGCUUGGGUCUUGGGACAGGGGGUGGCUUGGGUCUGGGGACAGGGGGUGGCUUGGGUCUGGGGACAGGGGGUGGCUUGGGUCUGGGUACGGGGGGUGGCUUGGGUCUGGGGACAGGGGGUGGCUUGAGUCUAAAAUGAUUAUGUGAGCCUUGGAGGGCUCUGACCUUAAAGAUCUCAUCCAGGCCUGUCUGUUUGACUCCAAGUACCUUGCUUGCUGUGGUGAUAAUCCUUCUCAGAGUAUUUCUCUGGCUGACAGUGACAUUGCCAUACCAACAAACAGUACAAAAAGUUAAAAUACUCUCAAUGAAAGAUUUGUAAAACAGAAUCAGGAUAGUACAGUCAACAUUCAAAUCAAAUCAAAUUGUAUUGGCCACAUGCGCCGAAUACAACAGGUGCAGACAUUACAGUGAAAUGCUUACUUUCAGCCCUUAACCAACAGUGCAUUUAUUUUUUAAUAAAAAAGUAAAAUAAAACAACAACAAAAAAGUGUUGAGGAAAAAAAGAGCAGAAGUAAAAUAAAAUAACAGUAGGGAGGCUAUAUAUACAGGGGGGAACCGGUGCAGAGUCAAUGUGCGGGGGCACCGGCUAGUUGAAGUAAUAUGUACAUGUGGGUAGAGUUAAAGUGACUAUGCAUAAAUAAUUAACAGAGUAGCAGCAGCGUAAAAAGAUGGGGUGGGGGUGGGGGGGCAGUGCAAAUAGUCCGGGUAGCCAUGAUUAACUGUUCAGGAGUCUUAUGGCUUGGGGGUAGAAGCUGUUGAGAAGUCUUUUGGACCUAGACUUGGCACUCCGGUACCGCUUGCCGUGCGGUAGCAGAGAGAACAGUCUAUGACUAGGGUGGCUGGAGUCUUUGACAAUUUUGAGGGCCUUCCUCUGACACCGCCUGGUAUAGAGGUCCUGGAUGGCAGGAAGCUUGGCCCCAGUGAUGUACUGGGCCGUACGCACUACCCUCUGUAGUGCCUUGCGGUCGGAGGCCAAGCAGUUGCCAUACCAGGUGGUGAUGCAACCAGUCAGGAUGCUCUCGAUGGUGCAGCUAUAGAAUAUUUUGAGGAUCUGAGGACCCAUGCCAAAUCUUUUCAGUCUCCUGAGGGGGAAUAGGCUUUGUCGUGCCCUCUUCACGACUGUCUUGGUGUGUUUGGACCAUGAUAGUUCGUUGGUGAUGUGGACACCAAGGAACUUGAAACUCUCAACCUGUUCAACUACAGCCCCGUGCUCAGUCCUCUUUUUUUUCCUGUAGUCCACAAUCAUCUCCUUUGUCUUGGUCACGUUGAGGGAGAGGUUGUUAUCCUGGCACCACACGGCCAGGUCUCUGACCUCCUCCCUAUAGGCUGUCCCAGUUUUUUGAGAAAGUACAGUCUCGGUUGACUCUUUUUGUAGAUCAGGUCUGUACAUUUACUCCACUGAAGCUUAUUAUCCAAGAGGACACACAGAUAUGUGUAUUCCUCUACAAUCGCUAUGUUCUGACCUCUGAUAGAUGUUGCAGAGGUAGGUGUUGAACUCUUCCUGAAGUCUAUGCACAUCUCUUUGGUAUUGAGGACCAAGUGUGAUUCGUCACACCAUUCUACAAAGUCGUUUAGGACCGGGCCAUGGUGUUCCUCGUCACCAUGCAACAGGCUGAUCAAGGCAGUGUCAUCAGCGAACUUAACGAGGUGUCUGUCAGGAUGGGAACUAGGUGUCUGUCAGGAUGGGAACUAGGUGUCUGUCAGGAUGGGAACUAGGUGUCUGUCAGGAUGGGAACUAGGUGUCUGUCAGGAUGGGAACUAGGUGUCUGUCAGGAUGGGAACUAGGUGUCUGUCAGGAUGGGAACUAGGUGUCUGUCAGGAUGGGAACUAGGUGUCUGUCAGGAUGGGAACUAGGUGUCUGUCAGGAUGGGAACUAGGUGUCUGUCAGGAUGGGAACUAGGUGUCUGUCAGGAUGGGAACUAGGUGUCUGUCAGGAUGGGAACUAGUACAACUAUUUGUGUACAGGAGUGGGGACAAAACACAUCCCUGAGGAGAGCCUGUGUUGGUGGUGCGUAUGUCCGACACGUGGGGACCUACUUUGACCCACUGUGACCUCUGGCUCAGGAAGUCCAACAGCCACAUAACCAGCCCCCCAUCUAAGGAGAAGUCCCUUAUGAGUCUCUGUGCCAGAAUGUAAGGCUGGAUUGUGUUGAAGGCAGAAGAAAAGCCAACAAAGAGAACCCUGACAAUGGGAUUUGGCGCCCUCUAGAUGUCUAUAGACCAUGUUGAGGAGAGUAUGAAUGGCAUCAUUAACUCCUCUGCUGGGCUGAUAUGCAAACUGAAACGGGUCGAGGAGCUUCUGGUUGGCGCUGAGAAUAUGACUUUUCACAAUUUUCUCAAAGCAUUUCAUUACUAAGGAUGUCAAGGCGACAGGGCGGUGGUCAUUCUGCACAGAGGGAUUAGAUGCUUUAGGAAUGGGUAUAAUUAUUGAGUUUUUCCACAAUACUGGCUUGUGUUGCUGGUCGAGCUAGAAUUGGGAAAUGUCUGUGAAAACACCAGCUAAUUAUUCAGCCCAGUGCUUUAACACACAUCCUCUUAUUUAGUCUGGACCUGGGCUUUAGUGUUACAUCCCCUGACCAACUUCACAACAUCAGCCUGUUUAACAACAACCCUCUCAAACAUUUGGAAUGAUGCUUCCAUUUGUUUUACCUCCGACAUAAAGUCGUCAGAUUGAAAUCUUGAGGAGAAAACAUUCAGUUAGUUAGCCAUGUUCUGGCCCUCAUGUCGCCCAAGGUCGGCAUAGGUUAGCCAUGUUCUGGCCCUCAUGUCUCCCAAGGUCAGCAUUGGUUAGCCAUGUUCUGGCCCUCAUGUCUCCCAAGGUCAGCAUUGGUUAGCCAUGUUCUGGCCCUCAUGUCUCCCAAGGUCAGCAUUGUUUUUUCCACUGCCUAUGUGGGGGUCACUAGCCAUGGAUUUAAUCCCUUGCCAGGCCACCCUUGAGUUUCCUGAGGAGAGGGUCCUCUCCACCCUUUGCUUGUAUGCCUCCUUGUCCACCACUAUCUGUAUUUUAAUCUCACGUUGUACAUCUCUUAAAGUCUAGUACCCUCCGAAUAAACUGCCUUCUUCCUAUUAAGUAGUGAUUUGAGAUUUUUUCAUACCCAAGGCUUAUUGUUAGGGAAGAUUUUACAUGUUUUAGUAGGCACAACUGACUCAACACAGAAGUUUACAUAGUCUGUGAGUUCGUUAAGAUCAGCGCUGCUGUCCUGAAAUACCUCCCACAUAGUCCAGUCAAAACACCCUUGGAGACGAGUGAUACUAUUGUCAGUCCAGAUCUGGACAGUUUUAACUGUAAGUUUGUCCCUCUCCAGGAGCCGACAGUAGGUUGGCCGGAGGUAGACAACACUGUGGUCUGAAUCCACUCUCCCGAGUGGCGCAGUGGUCUAAGGCACUGCAUCGCAGUGCUAGCUGUGCCACUAGAGAUCCUGGUUCGAAUCCAGGCUCUGUCGUAGCCGGCCGCGACCGGGAGACCCAUGGGGCGGCGCACAAUUGGCCCAGCGUCGUCCAGGGUAGGGGAGGGAAUGGCCGGCAAGGGAUGUAGCUCAGUUGGUAGAGCAUGGCGUUUGCAACGCCAGGGUUGUGGGUUCGAUAAAAUAAUGUAUGCGCUAACUGUAAGUCGCUCUGGAUAAGAGCGUCUGCCAAAUGACUAAAAUGUAAAUGUGAUGUCCCCAGAGGAGGUCUGGUGGUGGCAGAGAAAGCAUUUGGUAUUGUCCCAUUGCACAAAUCAAGAGUCUUAUUUUUCCUAGUGUGACAUUUCACAUACUGGUGGUAUGUGCGCAGGACCUUGUGCAAAGUACAGUUGUUAAAAUCCCCUAAAAUAAAUGUGGGUGCGUCGGGGGAGAUGGAUUUCAGUUUCUGUGACAGAUUAUAAAUAAUCUAUGAUGGAUUGCUAUAUUAGCAGUUGGUUGCAUGUACACAACAGUAACAAACAAUUGGGGGAACUCACGGGGCAGAUAGUAGGGUCGCAGUGACACAGAAAGCAGUUCAAUGUCGGGGGUACAGAGUCUCUCUCUUACCAGGAUCGAUUUACACCACUGGUCCCUGACAAGCAGACAGACGCCCCCCCGCCGUGAUGUUUCCCUGUGACGGUCAGAUCACGGUCCGCUCCGGCUCCACUUCCCUGUCCGGGACUCUGUCAUCCAGCCAAGUCUCAGUAAAUGCCAGCAAACAGGCCUCCCGGUAUUCAUGUUGGAAGAGCCUGAUUCGGUGAAAGCUCAUCCGCUUUCCCCCUCAGUGACUGGGCAUUGAUCAGCAAGGUGGUGGGUAAGGGAAGUUUGUUCUUAAGUCUUUGUCUGAUUCCCCCGUGUUUUCCACGUUUGCAUUUGGGUUUGUAAUCUACUCGCAGACAAUCGGGGACAAUUGUAGUAGGAACUCUCUGCUGUAUUGGAUUCCGCUGCCAACAGCGUUUUCAUCACAGUCUGUUUGUACACGAUCAACAAGAUCAGUCCAACACCCCACCACUGGAAAGCCAUCGUUGACAGAUGGUUUACAAACAAAGUGUACAAAUUAAAAACAUAAAAGUACGUCACACCAAACGUCACACCCACUGCGGGAUGCAACCGAGCCGUGCCCCUCUCCCUGACCAUGUUUCAAGCAGACCACCAUAGUCCCUGUGCCCAAGAGCACCAAGGUAACCUGUCUAAAUGACUAUUGGCCCGUAGCACUCACGUCUGUAGCUAUUAAAGUUCUUUGAAAGGCUGGUCAUGGUUCACAUCAACACCGUCAUUCCAGACACCCUCGACCCACUCCAAUUCGCUUACCACCCCAACAGAUUCACAGAUAAUGCAAUCGCUAUUACACCACACCGCACUCUCCCACCUGGAUAAGAGUAACACCUAUGUGAGAAUGUUGCUCAUUGACUGCAGCUCAACGUUCAACAACAUAGUGCCCUCCAAGCUCAUCACUAAGCUCAGGACCCUGGCACUGAACACCUUCCUCUGCAACUGGAUCCUGGACUUCCUGACGGGCCGCCCCCCAGGUGGUGAGGGUAAGCAACGCAUGCUUAGUCCCCUCCUGUACUCCCUGUUCACCCACAACUGCGUGGCCGCGCACGACUCCAACACCAUCAGUAAGUUUGCUGAAGACACGACGGUUGUUGGCCUGGUCACCAACGACGAUGAGACAGCCUAUAGGUAGGAGGUCAGAGACCUGGCAGUGUGGUGCCAGGACAACAACCUCUCCCUCAACGUCAGCAAGACAAAGGAGCUGAUCGUGGACUAUUGAAAACCCACGGCCGAGUACGCCCCCAUCCACAUCGACGGGGCUGUAGUGGAGCGGGUUGAGAGCUUCAAGUUCCUCGGUGUCCACAUCAGUAAGGAAUUGACAUGGUCCACACACACCAACACAGACGUGAAGAGGGACCACAACGCCUCUUCCCCCUCAGGAGGCUGAAAAAGAUUUGGCAUGGGUCUUCAGAUCCUCAAAACGUUCUACAGCUGCACCAUUGAGAUCAUCUUGACCGGCUGCAUCACCGCCUGGUAUGGUAACUGCUUGGCAUCCGACCGCAAGGCGCUACAGAGGGUAGUGUGUAUGGCCCAGUAUAUCACUAAGGCAGAGCUCCCUGUCAUCCAGGACCUCUAUACCAGGCAGUGUCAGAGGAAGGCCCUAAAAAUUGUCAAAGACUCCAGCCACCCAAGUCAUAGACUGUUCUCUCUGCUACCUCAUGGCAAGCGAUACCGAUGCACCAAGUCUGGAACCAACAGGACCCUGAACAUCUUUUACCCCCAAGCCAUAAGACUGCUAAAUAGUUAGUCCGGGUAGCUAUUGGUUAACUAUUUAACUAUCUGUAUUGACCCUUUUGUUGCACUAACUGUACUGGUACCCAGUGUAAAUGGCCAAGUAAUCGUUACUCAUUGUGUAUUUAUUCUUGGUGUUAUUAUCUUUCUAUUUCUCUCUCUACAUUGUUGGGAAGGUCCUGUAAGUAUGUGUUUCACUGUUAGUCUACACCUGUUGUUUACCAAGCACCCCCAAGCCAUAAGACUCCUGAACAGCUAAUCAUGGCUACCCGGACUAUUUGCAUUGUUCCCCCCCACCCCCACUCCCCUCUUUUACGCUGCUGCUACUCUGUUGUUUUGUUGUGUGUCCCAGGUAUCCAUUCUACAUGCUGGCCUGCAUCGACACAGACUGGAAGCUGCUGACCUGGCUCAGAUACUCCAUCUGGAUUCCCCUCUACCCUCUGGGGGUCCUAGCAGAGGGUCAGUGGGCCUUACACACAGACCACACACACAAAGACUAUACACACACACACACAAAGACCACACACACAAAGACUAUACACACACACACACACACACAAAGACCACACGCACACACACACACACACACACACACACCACAAACACACACACUCCCUCAGAGAGCUCUAUGCCUACUCUAUUCACUUAAUAUGUAAAUUGUAUGUAAAUAAUAGUGGUAUGAUGAUUAUAGUCAAACAAGUGAAACAAGAUAUUACGUAGUUUAUUACCAAGAUAUCCAAGUGUUGCUAUGUAGUAGUGAGUAUUCCUGUCUGUCCUGUCUGUUCCCUCUUAGCUAUAGCUGUGAUCCAGUCCCUGCCCGUCUUCGAUGAGACCCGUCUGUACAGCAUCCCUCUACCUACGGUCCUGGGCUCGUCCUUCAGCUUUUCCUACACUCUGAAGCUCUACCUCGCCCUCAUGUUCCUCGGUCAGUUAGUACCACUCUCUGACAAUACACCCCACACACUAACCCACUCUCUGACAAUACACCCCACACACUAACCCACUCUCUGACCAUACACCCCACACACUAACCCACUCUCUGACAAUACACCCCACACACUAACCCACUCUCUGACCAUACACCCCACACACUAACCCACUCUCUGACCAUACAACCCCACACACUAACCCACUCUCUGACCAUAAACCCACACACUAACCCACUCUCUGACAAUACACCCCACACACUAACCCACUCUCUGACCAUACACCCCACACACUAACCCACUCUCUGACAAUACACCCCACACACUAAACCCACUCUCUGACCAAUAAACCCCCACACACUAACCCACUUCUGACAAACCCCAACACUAACCACCUUGACAAUACACCCCACACAAAACCCCCACCCUGACCAAAAACCCCCACACACUAACCCACUCUCUGACAAAACCCCACAACACUAACCACUCCUGACAAAACCCCACACAAACCCAACCCGGACCAUACCACCACCACUAACCCACCUCGACCAAACCCCCACACACAACCCCACUCUGAAAAUACCAACCCAAACAGAACCAAGCCAACCCGAACCCCGAACCGACACACGAACCCACCGCAAACCCGAACCCGAACCCACAACGAACCCAUCCGCCCAACACCGAACCCGACACACAACCCGGCGCGAACCCCAAACCCACACACGAACCCCACGCGCGAACAACCCAACCCCGAACCCGACACACGAACCCACCCCGGGGACCAGACACCCGAACCCGAACACGAACCCCGCGCGAACCCCGAACCCGACACACACCACGCGGAACCCCGAACCCCGAACCCGACACACAAAACCCACCCAACCCCAAACCCCACACGAACCCCCCCCCGACCCAACCCCGAACCCGACAAAACGAACCACGCGCGCGAACCCGAACCCCGAACCCGACACACAACCCCGCGCGAACCCCGAACCCGAACCCGACACACGAAACCACCACGAACCCACACACGAACCCACACAGAACCCACGCGCAAACCCCGAACCCGACACACGAACCCACGCGCAACCCGAACCCCGAACCCGACACACGAACCCACGGCGAACCGAACCCCAACCCGCACAGAACCCGACAAAACGAACCCACGCGCGAACCCGACACACAACCCCAGCCGAACCCAACCCAACCCUACACACGAACCCACCGCGAACCCCGAACCAACCCAACACGAACCCCACUCCAACCCCUAACCGACACACGAACCACCCAACCCCAACCCCAACCCGACACACAACCCGACACACAAAACCCGACACACGAACCCACGCCGAACCCACACACAAACCCACGGAACCCGAACCCCGAACCCGAACACGAACCCACGCGCAAACCCCAACCCCGAACCCACACACAACCCACCUCUGACCCAACCCGAACCCUACACACGAACCACCCGGACCCCCAAACCCGACAAAACGAGCCCACGCGCAAACCCCCGAACCCGAACCCGACACACGAACCCCGGGCGAACCCGAACCCGAACCCGACACGAACCCACGCGCGAACCCAAACCCCCGAACCGAACACGACCCACGCGGAACCCCGAACCGACACAGGGGAACCCACGCGCGAACCCGAACCCCAAACCCGACACACGAACCCACGCGCGAACCGACACACGAACCCGACACACAAACCCCGACACGAACCCGAACAAAACCCGACACACGAACCACGCGCAACCCAACACGAACCCACGGCGAACCCGAACCCCAACCCGACACCCCCCCGCGCGAACCCGACACACCCGACACACGAACGACACACGAACCCGACACACGAACCCAGCGCGAACCCGACACACAAAAACCGACACAGAAACCACGCGCGAACCCGACACACGAACCCCGCGCGAACCCGACACACAAACCCACAGACAACCCCGACACACGAACCACGCGGAACCCGACACACAAACCCCGACACACGAACCACGCGCGAACCCGACACACGAACCCACGCGCAACCCGACACACGAACCCGACACCGAACCCACGCGCAAACCCCGACACAGACCCAGCGCGAACCCGAACCCCGAACCCGACACACGAACCCCCACACGAAACCACGCGAACCCGACACACGAACCCACGGCGAACCCGAACACGAACCCACGCGCGAACCCACACACGAACCCGACACACGAACCCACGCGCGAACCCGACACACGAGCCACGCGCGAACCCGAACCCCGAACCCGACACACGAACCCACGAGCGCGAACCCGAACCCCGAACCCGACACAAACCCCGCCCGAACCCCAACCCGACACACGAACCCACGCGCGAACCCCGAACCCGACACACGAACCCAACGCCGAACCCAAAACCCCAACCCGACACACAAAACCACGCGCGAACCCACACACGAACCCACGCGCAACCCGACACACGAACCCGACACACGAACCGACACACGAACCCGACACCGAACCCACGGGGAAACCCGACACACGAACCCACGCGCAAACCCCCGAACCCCGAACCCGACACACGAACCCACGCGAACCCGAACCCGACACACGAACCCGAACCCCGAAACCCGACACACGAACCCGACACACGAACCCACCGCGAACCCCGAACCCCGAACCCGACACACGAAACCCGAACCCCGAACCCACAAACCCGAACCCCAAACCCCGAACCGACACACAAACCCACGCGCGAACCCCGAAACCCCGAACCCGACACACGAACCCACGCGCGAACCCGACAACGAACCACGCGCGAACCCGAACCCGAACCCGACACACGAACCCGAACCCGAACCCCGAACCCGACACACAACCAGGGGAAACCCCGAACCCCGAACCCAAAGAACCCGCGCGCGAACCGACCACACGAACCCGACACACGAACCCGCGCGAACCCCGAACCCAAAACCCGAAAACACGAACCCGACACACGAACCACGCCGAACCGACACAGAACCCACGCGCGAACCCGACCACGAACCGCGCGCGACCCGAACCCCAACCCGACACACGAACCGAACCCAACCCCGAACCCGACACAGAACCCCGCGCGAACCCCAACCCGAACCCGAACCGCACACGAACCCACGCGCAAAACCCGAACCCACCCCGAACCCACAAAACCCACGGAAAACCCCCAAACCCCCAACCACACACUACCACCGCGCCCGAACCCAGAACCACACACGAACCCGACACACAAACCCCACGCGCGAACCGACCCCGAACCCGACACAGAACCCACGCGCGAACCCCAACCCGACACACGAACCACGCGCGAACCCCAACCGACACGAACCACCUGCAAACCCCGAACCCCGAACGACACAAAACCACGCGCGAACCCCGAACCCGAACCCGACACACGAACCCACGCGCGAACCCCGAACCCCGAACCGGACACACGAACCCACGCGCGAACCCGAACCCCGAACCGGACACACAAACCCCCACGCGCGAACCCGAACCCCGAACCCGACACACACCCACGCGCGAACCCGAACCCCGAACCCGGACAACGAACCCGCCCACACGAACCCACGCGCGAACCCGACACACGAACCGACACACGAACCCACGCGCGAACCCCGAACCCGAAAACACGAACCCACGCGCGAACCCCGAACCCGACACACGAAACCCACGGCAAACCCCGGGACACAACGAACCCACACACGAACCCACGCGCGAACCCCGAACCCGCAAAACGAACCCAAACGCGCGAACCCCGAACCCCGAACCCGACACACGAACCCCACGGCGAACCCCGAACCCCGACCCCACGAACCCCACGCGCGAACCGAACCCGAACCCGACACACAAAACCCGAACCCGACACACAACCCGACACACGAACCCCGAAACCCGACACACGAACCCCGAACCCCGGGACACACGAACCCGACACACGAACCCCGAACCCGACACACGAACCCACGCGCGAACCCCGAACCCGACAAAAGCGAAACACGCGCGAACCCCAACCCCGAACCCGACACACGAACCCAGCGCGAACCCCGAACCGACACACGAACCCACGCGCAACCCGAACCCGACACACGAACCCACGCGAACCGAACCCCGAACCCGACACCAAAACCCCGAAACACGAACCCCACGCGCGAACCCCAAACCCCCGAACCCGACACACAAACCCACGCGCGACCCCGAACCCCAAACCGACACACAAACCCCAAAGCGCGAACCCCGAACCCCAAACCCGACACACAAAACCCACGCGCGAACCCCGAACCCCGAACCCGACACACAACCCGCGCGCGAACCCCGAACCCGACACACGAACCCAGCGCGAACCCGAACCCGAACCCGACACACAAACCCCACGCGCGAACCCGACACACGAACCCGACCCCACGAACCCGACACACGAACCCACGCGCGAACCCGACACACGAACCCGACACACAAACCCCGACACCAAACCCACCGCAAACCCCGAACACGAACCCACGCGCAAACCCCCGAACCCCAAAACCCGACACACGAACCCACGCGCGAACCCCGAACCCCAACCCGACACAGAACCCACGCGCGAACCCCAACCCCGAACCCGACACACGAACCCACACGAAACCCCACGCGCGAACCCCGAACCGACCCCACAAAACCCACGCGAAACCCGACACACGAACCACCCCACGAACCCGCACACGAACCCACGCGCAAACCCACGACACACGAACCCGACCACGAACCCGACACAAAAAACCCACGCGCAACCCGACACACAACCCACCGCAAAACCGACACACGAACCCACGCGCGAACCCCGAACCCGACACACGAACCCAGCGGAACCCCGAACCCGAACACAGGGAACCCGGCGCGAACCCCAAACCCCCGAACCCGACACACAAAACCCACGCGCGAACCCGAACCCCGAACCCGACACACGAACCCACCGCGAACCCGAACCCCGAACCCGACACACGACCCAACGCGCGAACCCACACACGAACCCGACACACGAACCCGAACCCGACACACGAACCACGCGGAACCCCGAAACCCGACACACGAACCACGCGCGGACCCCGAACCCGAACCCGACACACGAACCCACGCGCGAACCCCGAACCCCGAACCCGACACACGAACCGAACCCCAAACCCGCCCCGACACACGAACCCGCGCGCGAACCCCGAACCCCGAACCCCAACCCGACACACGAACCCACGCGCAAAACCCCGAACCCCGAACCCGACACACGAACCCACGCGGAACCCCGAACCCGACACACAACCCCAAAGCGCGAACCCCGAACCCCGAACCGACACACGAAACCCGCGCGCGAACCCGAACCCCGAACCCCACACACGAACCCACGCGCGAAACCCGAACCCCAAACCGACACACGAACCCGACACACGAACCCGAACCCGAACCGACACACGAACCCGACACACAAAAACCCACGCGCAAACCCCCGAACCGACACACGAACCCAAGCCCCGAACCCGAACCACAAAACCCACGCGCGAAAACCCAACCCCACACACGAACCCACGCGCGAACCCGAACCCCGAACCCGCACACCGAACCCGACACACGAACCCGAACCCCGAACCCGACACACGAACCAGCCGAACCCCGAACCCCGAACCCGACACACGAACCCACGCGCGAACCCGAACCCAACCCCGACACACGAACCCGCGCCGAACCCGAACCGAAACCCCGAACCCGACACACAACCCACGCGAACCCCGAACCCGACACACGACCCCACGCGCGAACCCCGAACCCCGAACCCGACACACGAACCCAAAGCGCGAACCCCAACCCAGAACCCCGACACCACGAACCCACGCGCGAACCCCAACCCCGAACCCGACACACAACCCACACACGAACCCCAACCCGACACACGAACCACGCGCGAACCCGAACCCGACACAAAAAACCCACGCGCGAACCCCGAACCCCAACCCGACACACGAACCCACGCGCGAACCCCGAACCCCGAACCCGACACACGAACCACGCGCGAACCCCAAAACCCGAACCCGACACACGAACCCACGCGCGAACCCCGAACCCCAAACCCCGAACCCGACACACGAACCCACGCGCGAACCCCGAACCCGACACACAAAACCCACCGCGAACCCGAACCCCGAACCCGGGACACCACAAACCCACGCGCGAACCCCGAACCCCAACCCACCCCACGACCCACCCCGAACCCCAACCCCAACCACACAGAACCACUCCAAACCCAACCCCAACCCUACAAAACCCCUUCGCAACCCCAACCCCUAACCCUAACCCAACACAAACACUCCAACCCCAACCCCAACCCUAAACCACACACUAACCCACUCUCUAACCCUAACCCCUAACCUACACACUAACCCACUCUCUAACCCCUAACCCCUAACCCUACACCCUAACCCUCUCUCUAAACCUACACCCUCCAGCUGUAUCUAGGUGUCAUGUUUCAGGAUCAGUUAAUGCCACUAAGGGAGAAACAUACACUUUGUCACAUAGCUAACAAACCUAUCUUUGCUUGGGCUAGACUUAGCUAUUCUGGCAUGCCAAGUGGAUGGGGUUUGCACUUAAAACAUAUUUUUAAAUAAAACAUGUUUUUUUUCUUCCAAGGCCUGUUCAUCAACUUCCGCCACCUGUUUCGCCAGAGGAGGAGACGACUGCGCUCCAGGAAGAGGAAGAUGGACUGAGGGAUGGAAAGACCAACCUCACGAUGUCUCCAGCUCACUGUGGGGGGGCCUUCUCUCCCGCCUAACUCCUCACGCGAAAGGGCCAAAAAAGGGAAAAAAAGAAACAAAAAACAACGCCGCACCUCACCGGAACCGCUCUCUCCUCCCUCUCCUCUCUCUCCUCUCUCUCCUCGCAUCUCUCUCCUCUCCUCCUCUCAUACUCUCUUCUCUUUCCUCUCCUCGUCCUCUCCUUCCCUCUUCCUCUCUCUCUCUCUCUACUCUCUCUCCUCUCCUCUCCUCUC
Molecule: messenger RNA, 21517 nt
Organism: Coregonus sp. 'balchen'
Lineage: Eukaryota; Metazoa; Chordata; Actinopteri; Salmoniformes; Salmonidae
Source: the annotation of a GenBank genome assembly